Merops nubicus (carmine bee-eater) is the source of this 848-nucleotide messenger RNA. Its product is annotated as deleted in malignant brain tumors 1 protein-like. NCBI's taxonomy places the organism in Eukaryota, Metazoa, Chordata, Aves, Coraciiformes, Meropidae. The record is from RefSeq and is a predicted model, not a curated record. The transcript has 3 exons. The annotation marks the transcript as partial.
GCGAGUGCCAGGAGGUGUUCACCGCCAUCAAAGGGAAUUUCUCCAGCCCUCGGUACCCCAACUUCUACCCCAACAACCUCAAGUGCCAGUGGAGCAUCCAGCUGCCCCCGGGCUACCGAGUCAAGGUCUUCUUCUUGGACAUGGAGCUGGAGGGCCGGAGCAGCCUGACGGGCAGCUGUGACUACGACCACCUGGCCGCCUUCGAUGGUGGCACCGAGAACGGAUCCCUGCUGGGGCGGUGGUGCGGGCGGGAGAGCCUGGCGCCUGUCACCUCCCGCAGCAACCACCUGCUGCUGGUCCUCCACACCGACCGCAACACAGCCAAGAGGGGCUUCUCCAUCGCCUACGUGGGAGUUGUGCCCAUGAACGUCAGCUGCACCCGGACAGACUUCCACAUCCAGAUCCCUGUGCAGUCCCUGGCUCAGAUGGAGAGGAAGAGGAUUUAUCUGGGGACACCCUCCUGUGCAGCCCAGGUGGUUGGUGGGAACUUCAAAAUUCACACCAGGUUCGACACCUGCGGCACCGAAUCCCAGAAACGCAACAGCACCUCUGUCAUGGUCAGCACUCUCUACAUCGACUUCUCCAAGGGUGACCAGGAGGACAUCCACCAGUACGAGGUGCAGUGUGAGCCAAAGAGGAAGGAAGCCUCCGUGACCCUCAUUGCCGGCCCUGACCCGUCCAGGCUCAGCCAGGCAGAAAACCUGGUAGAUGCCCAGAAGCAUGAGGGGGCAGCGACAGACACGCGUGAAAUCAAGAGCCAGGACACCAGUGACAUCGUCUUUAUCAGCAUCUGCAUCCUGGCCGGGCUCCUCAUGGUCAUCGCGGUGGUGGGGCUGGUGCUUCUGUAG